This is a messenger RNA of Desarmillaria tabescens, 1346 nucleotides long. RefSeq lists its product as uncharacterized. Bases 163 to 1212 code for a protein of 349 amino acids. The record is from RefSeq and is a predicted model, not a curated record. The transcript has 23 exons. NCBI's taxonomy places the organism in Eukaryota, Fungi, Basidiomycota, Agaricomycetes, Agaricales, Physalacriaceae.
AUUUCCAAGCGAAACGAUUUCGAAACUUUCCACGGUCGAAGCUUCCUGAAGCGUGCCCGAGAAAUAAAGUACAUGUAAUACGAACAAUGAAAUACCGGUCCUGGCGGUGGCGCAUUGCCUUUUGCUUCCCCAGCUCUUCCACCUCUCGCCUACAGUCCAACGAUGAGCUCCUCAGUAGAGGGUCCUACUCUACACACCACGAUGGGCGCAUUGAUGAUUGGCACCAUCUUGGCUGCAGUGCUAUGGGGUGUGUCUUGCAUGCAGACAUACGAGUACUUCAGUGUGCGUACACGUGCUUCUCAACCAUCGCCUCUGCCAAUCCCCUCGCAGAUGUAUAGGAAGACGGAUGACCCGAGGUUGAAAGUCAUGGUCGUGAUAGUCUUUCUCCUCGACACCGUGCAACAAGUAUUUGUUACGCAUACUCUAUAUGAGUAUCUAGUCGUUCAUUACUAUGACCCCGCCAACCUCGGAGUUGUUGAGUGGAGUCUACUGGCUCAAGUCGCCCCUUCCGGCCUUAUUGCACUGAUAGUACAAUCUUUCUUCACGUAUCGAGUAUAUAUUUUGAGUCGAAGAAAUAUCCCAAUAACGUUAUUCCUCGGGUCACUUGUUUUAGGAGAAUUCGGAGUUACUGUCGCAUACUUCGUGCGAGGGUGGUCCGUCAAGCUUGUGGCAGAGAUUCCAUCUAAACUUACAGUCCUGUCACGAUCUAUGAAUGCUGUCGGGGCAGCAGGCGAUAUGUGUAUCACUAUAUCACUUAUUUAUCUACUUCAGCGAUCCAAGUCCGGAUUCAGAAGAACAGACGCAAUGAUGAACCAACUUAUUCUUUUUUCUCUCAACAGUGGCCUGCUUACUAGCAUAUGUGCGAUAACGUCCCUCGUAUUGGUCCUAGUGUGUCCGGACACUUUUCUGUAUAUUACAUUUUACAUUCUUUUGGGCCGUUUGUACACCAACUCUUUUUUGGCAACCCUAAAUGCGCGUUUCAAAAUUCGAGGACAACAAGAAGGUGAAUCCUUCAUGGCGGCCGUGAGCCUGGACGCAACUUCUGUUGAACGGCGGACCCUUCCUGGCCUCACUUCGAGUGCGAAUAGUUCGAAACCGCAACACAUUGUAAUCAAGCGAGAAACCGAGAUUGAAGUUUUGGCAGACUAUGAACUUGGUAAUCAUCGCCAUCAUGAUGAGGCUGCUAGUACUGCGAGUUUCGAUGCGAAGUAACCGACGUCUCUCAUGUACAUAGGAUAUCCCAUCCUGACCGAGCCUUUCAAACACCGCGCAUGAACCAUAUGUAUUUUUCUAACCCUAUCGUAUUGUACAUACCAUCUUUUUGUUAUGCGUCGUUGGGGAGCCGG